Messenger RNA from Glycine soja, 1003 nucleotides. RefSeq lists its product as uncharacterized. Lineage: Eukaryota; Viridiplantae; Streptophyta; Magnoliopsida; Fabales; Fabaceae. Bases 171 to 509 code for a protein of 112 amino acids. The record is from RefSeq and is a predicted model, not a curated record. The transcript is spliced from 3 exons. Gene Ontology annotation, biological process: response to cold; regulation of circadian rhythm.
GAUUUAGUUUUGGGGGUGGGAGGUUGGUGAAUUGAUGGGUAGAUGAUUAAGAAAGUAUGGAGAUAUUUUGAUUUUAAAUAAAAAGUAAAACAGAUGGGCAGCUAAUAAAGGCACCAUAUAUCCAUAUUCCCAUCAUAGCACCCUUUUCUUUCUCUUCUCUCUCACCCUCAAUGGAGUCCACCCCCGACACCCAAACGCCGUCGCUUUGGACAGAUGAGAAGCAUCUUCACUACCUCAACACCAUGGAAGCCUCCUUCGUCCGCACAAUGCUCCACCACUACGCCGUCGUUUCACCCCUCCGCCUCGACCGUUACCUUCCCGACACCUCCGAAUCCACCUUGGAUUCCAAGCCCAAGAAACAAGCAACCGCAGGUACCCCACCACCACGCACUUCUCUCUGUCUCCUUCACCAGAUUCAAUGGGUGGUAGUAGGGGCAGAAGAACGAAGAGGAGAUCAUCAUCAAAAAAUAAGGUGCAGAAUUCAUCACCAGCGGAGGAGCAGGGAGUAACGGGUGAUUUACGUAUGUCCCCACAGGACGGCUCAAAACUAGAAAAGGGAAUAGAAAGUGCUGCUUGCGGUCAAGGAGGGGAUGAUAAAGAACCGAUUGAGAACUGAUGUAUGUUUAGGGUACCCCUUUGGAAUCUGCCAGCAAAGAAAGAUUCAUGGAUUUUCUUUUUUCUUUUUAUUACCAAUUUUCUUCCCGUCUCUCUUUCUCUCUCUUUGCUUUCUAAUUUUUUUGUUAUUUUAACUUCUUCUCAACGUUUAUCUGGUAUUUUUCUUUUGGUCCAAAUCAAUAUCUUGUAUCGCGGCAAUGUUUGGUCACUCAUUUUCUUUUCAUUUUUUCUGCUAUUUUUUAUUUUUAUUUUUUAGUGCUUCUUAUAUUUAGUUGGUAUUGUUUAUUAAACGGUUUUCUCCUUUCGAAAGAAGCUUGCAAGAGUGUGCAGUAAGAGCAAGAAUUUGAAUAAAGUAUUAUUUCGAUAACAAGAUACUAUUGUGCAUCUA